ACGACAGGGCUAGCUCCGUUCGCAUCUGGUAGCUGGAGAAGAAGAAAACACGGCAUUCCGACCUGCUUCACUCACUGGAUAACAAAAUAAGCGGCAUAUCCAGAUCAGGAAUAUUACACCUUUGAUGUCUGGAGAAUUAUCGAGAGGGAUUUCAGAAAGACACAAAUCCCUGACUGUGGGGACGAUGAGGGGACCCAGACCAGUCUAACCUGUGGUGGACCAACCAGAGGCUUCAGGAGAGGAAGGCUUUAACGCCGUUGGCGCCAUGAACAUACCCUGCUGUCCACGUGACACCAGACAGCUCUGACACACUCCUCCUCAGCGCUCUCUCUCUUCCUCCCCUUCUCCCCCCCCCCCUUUCCCAAAAACGACAUCUAUAAAACACGCCCACAGAGACUGACAUACGUUUCCUAAAAAGCUACAUCUGGAUUCCAGGGGAUUUCUCUUUGGAAUAAGGAGUUGAGUUGGGGAACGGAACGCUGUGAUAAAAUUAUCGUAAUUCCCCCUAACCGUCCGCUGGCCUCGUUUUUCCCAGUCAGUCCCAGAGGUACCAACCAAUGGAGAGACGGAGAAGAGAGUCAGGAUAAAGCAGCCAAGAAGUAAAGCAAAAAAAAAGAAACUGCCGAGCAGGGUUGGAAUCUGGAAUUGGGUCCUGUGAGGGUUUUGCUUCUCUGACAUAUCCCCCAGCCUAGAGGAGGAGUCAGCCUAGAGGAGGAGUCAGCCUAGAGGAGGAGUCUGCCUAGAGGAGGAGUCAGCCUAGAGGAGGAGUCAGCCUAGAGGAGGAGUCUCUGCCUAGAAGGAAUCAGACAUAACAACUAUUGUUUACACUUAACAAAAACGAAACUACAGCAGCUGCAGCUGUAGCUAGUCUAGGCCGAGCUACGUCACUGUGUGGAGGAUUUGAACCAAUAGCAGGGUUAUUAGGAUUGGGAUUGUAACCAUGACGAGUGGAUUGAGGUUUUCCGCUUUGCUCAUGGGGCCCUUGGUGUUCCUCAGUCUGCUGGUGACAGCCCGGGCGCUGGAGUUCGGCGGGGCCCCCGGCCAGUGGGCCCGCUACGGGCGCUGGGAGGCGGGCUCGCUGGGCGAGCUGAGCUUCAGCCUCAAGACCAACAUCAGCAAGGCUCUGUUGCUCUAUCUAGACGACGGCGGCAACUGUGACUUCAUGGAGCUCCUGAUCGCUGGAGGGCGCCUCCAGCUGCGCUUUGCCAUCCACUGUGCCGAGCCCGCCACUUUACACAUGGAAACCCAGGUCAACGACGACCGCUGGCACAUGGUGCUCCUCACCCGCAACUUCCGCGAGACUCUGCUGAUGGUGGACGGCGAGACCAAGAUGGCGGAGGUCAAGUCCAAGCGGAAGGAGAUGGCGGUGGUCAGCGACCUGUUCGUGGGCGGCAUCCCGCCCGACGUGCGCCUCUCAGCCCUCACCUCCAGCACGGUGAAGUACGAGCCCCCGUUCCUGGGCCUGAUCUCCAACCUGAAGGUGGGAGAGACACCCCCCACCCUGCUCAACAGCCAGGGCAUCCAGAGUGACAUGGAGUACCUGUGCACCAAGCAGAACCCCUGCCUCAACGGAGGUUUCUGCUCCAUCCAGUAUGGCGAGGUACACUGUGACUGCACGCACACUCGCUACAAGGGGAAGUACUGCAAGGAAGCAGAAGAGUAUGCUGUUGAAGGUCUGGCGCACCUGACGUUAAACAACCAAGGGGACUCAUCGCAGGCCGGGAAGGAAGUGUCGGUGGCCACAUUCAAGGGGAACGAGUUCUUCUGCUACGACCUGUCGCUGACGCCCAUCCAGAGCAGCACGGACGAGAUCACGCUUUCCUUUCGCACGCUGCAGCGCAACGGCCUCAUGCUGCACACGGGCAAGUCGGCCGACUACGUCAACCUGUCGCUGAAGAGCGGCGCCGUCUGGUUGGUCAUCAACCUGGGCUCGGGCGCCUUCGAGGCGCUGGUGGAGCCCGUCAAUGGGAAGUUCAAUGACAACGCCUGGCACGAUGUUCGCGUCACCCGCAACCUGCGCCAGCACGCAGGCAUUGGACACGCUAUGGUGACCAUAUCAGUGGAUGGUAUUUUGACCACUACUGGUUAUACCCAGGAGGACUAUACCAUGUUGGGAUCAGAUGACUUCUUCUACAUUGGGGGGAGUCCCAAUACUGCAGAUCUGCCCGGAUCACCCGUCAGCAACAACUUCAUGGGCUGCCUCAAAGACGUGGUAUACAAGAAUAACGACUUCAAGCUAGAACUCUCCCGGCUGGCCAUCGAGCGGGACCCUAAGAUCAGCCUGAACGGAGACCUCGUCUUCCGCUGUGAGGACGUGGCCGCCCUGGACCCCGUCACCUUUGAGUCCCCCGAGUCCUUCAUCGCCCUGCCCAAGUGGAACACCAAGAAAACAGGCUCCAUCUCCUUCGACUUCCGCACCACAGAACCCAGCGGCCUGCUCCUGUUUAGCCACGGGCGCACCCAGGGUCCUAAAGAGCAGAAACCAGGUCGUGACAUGAAGUCAGACUACUUCGCCAUGGAGCUGUUGGAUGGGUUUCUCUACCUGCUAAUGGACAUGGGAUCUGGGAGUAUCAAGCUGAAGACCAGUAAUAAGAAGGUGAACGACGGGGAGUGGUGCCAUGUGGACUUCCAGAGGGAAGGGAGGAAAGGCUCCAUCUCAGUGAACAGCCGCAGUAUCCCCUUCAACUCCAACGAGGGCAGUGAGAUCCUGGACCUGGACAGCGACAUGUUCCUGGGGGGUCUCCCCGAGACCCGUUCUGACCUGGUGCUGCCCCCCGAGGUCUGGACCGCCCUGCUCAAUUACGGCUACGUGGGCUGCGUCCGAGACCUCUUCAUCGACGGCAAGAGCCGCGACGUGCGCCGCCUGGCCGAGAUCCAGAGCUCCCCGGGCGUCAGCAGCUUCUGCACCCGCGAGCUUCAGAAGAGGUGUAGCAGCACCCCCUGUGGGAACGGAGGCCUGUGUAAAGAGGGAUGGAACCGCUACAUCUGCGACUGCACCGGCACCGGCUACCUGGGCAGCAACUGUGAAAUCGAGGCGACGGUGCUGAGCUACGACAGCAGCAUGUACCUGAAGAUCCUCAUCCCAGGCACCAUGCACACCGAGGCAGAGGACGUGGCGCUGCGGUUCAUGUCCCAAAGGGCCUACGGCCUCCUCAUGGCCACCACCUCCAAAGAGUCCGCCGACACCCUGCGGCUAGAGCUGGACGGUGGCAGGGUCAAGCUGACCGUCAACCUAGAUUGUAUCAGGAUAGACUGUAACCUCAGUAAAGGCCCCGAGACGGUCUUCGCCGGCCAAAAGCUCAACGACAACGAGUGGCACACGGUGAAAGUGGUACGCAGAGGAAAGAACCUCCAACUCUCUGUGGACAAUGUGACGGUAGAAGGCCAAAUGACAGGCGCCCACACCCGUCUGGAGUUCCACAACAUUGAGACGGGCAUCAUGACAGAGCGCCGCUUCAUCUCCGUGGUGCCCUCCAACUUCAUCGGUCACCUCCAGGGCCUGACGGUCAACGGCGUGCCCUACCUGGACCAGUGCAAGAACGGCGACAUCUCCUACUGUGAACUCAACGCUCGCUUCGGCAUGCGCCACAUCAUCGCCGAUCCGGUGACGUUUCGAACGAAAGCGAGCUACCUGGCGUUGGCUACUUUGCAGGCCUACGCCUCCAUGCACCUCUUCUUCCAGUUUAAGACCACCACGUCGGACGGCCUGUUGCUCUUCAACUCGGGGGACGGCAGCGACUUCAUCGUCGUGGAGCUGGUCAAAGGUUACGUCCAUUACGUCUUUGACCUCGGCAACGGACCGUCGCUGAUGAAGGGCAACUCGGACAAGCCUCUCAAUGACAACCAGUGGCACAACGUGGUGGUCUCCCGGGACGCCAACAACGUGCACACGCUCAAGAUCGACUCCCGCACCGUCACGCAGCACUCCAAUGGAGCCCGCAAUCUGGACCUCAAAGGGGAGCUGUACAUCGGUGGCGUAGGGAAGAGCAUGUACAACAGUCUGCCCAAGCUGAUUGCGUCCCGGGACGGGUACCAGGGCUGCCUGGCCUCAGUGGACCUCAACGGGAAACUACCAGACCUGAUCGCAGACGCCCUCCACAGGAUGGGCCAGGUGGAGCGAGGCUGCGACGGACCUAGCACCACCUGUACGGAGGACUCCUGCUACAAUCAGGGGGUGUGUCUCCAGCAGUGGGAGGGCUUCUCCUGCGACUGCACCAUGACGUCCUAUGGAGGCUCCUUCUGUAGCGACCCUGGGACAACCUACAUCUUCGGGAGAGGAGGAGCCCUCAUCACGUACACCUGGCCCCCCAACGACCGGCCUAGCACGCGGGCAGACCGGCUGGCGGUGGGCUUCAGCACGCAGCUCAAGGAGGCCGUGCUGCUCAGGGUGGAGAGUGCCAAGGGACUGGGAGACUACCUGGAGCUGCACAUAGAACAGGGAAGGAUCGGCGUCAUCUUCAACGUGGGAACAGAUGACAUUGUCAUCGAGGAGAGCGCGGUGAUGGUGAGCGACGGAAAAUACCACGUGGUGCGCUUCACACGCAGCGGUGGCAACGCUACCUUGCAGGUGGACAGCCAGCCUGUCAUCGAACGCUUCCCCUCAGGGAACUUUGAUAAUGAACGCCUGGCUAUUGCUAGACAAAGAAUCCCAUACCGGCUUGGUCGGGUAGUUGACGAGUGGCUACUCGACAAAGGUCGACAGUUGACCAUCUUCAACAGCCAGGCGUUCAUCAAGAUCGGUGGUGGUGGCGGCGACAAGGCCCGUCACUUCCAGGGCCAGAUCUCGGGCCUCUACUACAACGGGCUGCAGGUGCUCAAGCUGGCGGCCGAGGGCGACCCCAACGUGCAGGCCCAGGGCAACCUGCGGCUGGUGGGCGACGUGCCCUCGGUGCUCACCACAGACACCACCAGCACCACGCCGCUGGCCGACAUGUCCACCACCAUCAUGGAGACAACCACCACGAUGGCUACCACCACCACCCGCAAGCAGCGCUCCCCCACCAUGAGAGACAGUGUCACACAGAACACGGAUGACAUAUUGGUAGCGUCUGCUGAGUGUCCCAGCGAUGACGAGGACUUGGAGGAGUGUGAGCCUGGAAAUGACCCCACAUCCCCGGAGAGAGGAGGGCCUCCCGGCGCGGUAGAGGUGAUCAGGGAGUCCACCAGCACCACGGGCAUGGUGGUGGGCAUCGUGGCGGCCGCCGCCCUCUGCAUCCUCAUCCUGCUCUACGCCAUGUACAAGUACCGUAACCGGGACGAGGGCUCCUACCAGGUGGACCAGAGCCGUAACUACAUCAGUAACUCGGCCACGCAGAGCAACGGCACCCUGGUGAAGGAGAAGCAGCCGGGCACAGCCAAGACAACCACCAAGAACAAGAAGAACAAAGACAAGGAGUACUACGUCUGAGACUGGCCUAGCCAGAAACAGAGGACGAAAGGAGACGCACAGAGAGAGGGAGGGACGGAGAGGAGGAGAGAGGGAAGAGUUGAAGGUAUAGGUAGGAGAGAGGCUCUAGAUGAACUGACAACUGUAGAGUAAUGAGUCAAAUCUUUGUUGGCAGAGUUUGAUUUAGUUUAGUAUAGAGGUAACCUUACUGACAAAAUGACCUCCUAGCUUUCCUUCUCAACCCAUUUAGAGUCUACAGCAGAGAGAUAGAAGAUGAGAUUGGCAAAGAAACAUAUUUCAUUAGAUCUACACAUACUCAUUUUUAACCACAGUUAUUACAAAAAACGUGUGGUAUUUUUCUCCAUUACAGUAAUAUUUUUUUCUCACAUGGCCGUAUAAACCUUUUUUUUUUUUUUUUUUUUUUUUUAAACACAGAGAGACAAAGUCUUGGCUACAACAAAUGGCUGCCAAAUCUCGCUCAAUGCAACAUCAUUUUGUGCCAAUCGCCAGACCCAGAGCUCAUGCUACAAUGGAGCCAGCUAAUCCAGCAGCGUUUGAAAGGGUAUUGUAUUGUAUAUAGCCUACAAUCAGAGUUAAGCAUGGGGCUACAGAGAGACACAGAGAAGGAAGACCCACCAUCAGUGUUAGAGCAGAGGCCUAUUGUUUGCUAUCAGAUGCUAUGUAGCGGGUCUAAACAGUCAACAAGCUAACGGAGUCAAUCGUAAAUAUCUAAAUAGAUGGGUUUGUAUUGGAAGUUGAAACCCCACUGCUAGCCAAGUAUGAUAACACAAAAUGACUGCCAAUAUACAGAAACGAGGUGUCAAGUCUGCCUUCUUCCCUCCUCCAAGUAUUGAAACAUCACCUCGCUCCUCUCGUAAAGUCUCUCUCGUUCUCUCCCCCUCCCCUUCUCUUUCUCUCAAUGUCUGUGGUUCCCGAGGAGCUGAUGACACAUUCUUCUGCUGUGUUUCAAGCAUGUAGUAUUAAUUUACAAAAAAGAGAUGACUAUUUCUGUGGAGAAAAAAAAAUGAUGAUGCUGAUUGAUAACGUUUAACUAGCGUGUGAGAACAACAAAAGCUCCAACCAACCAACGGAUGCUACUUGUUACGUUUUAGCUGCAAAACCAACUUCUGAGGCCAAAACCCUGGGUCGUCUUUCAGUUUUCCAACAGAUAGGCUAUCCGUCAUGUGUUUUCUUCUGGGCUCCACGCAGCAUUUCCCCCUACCGAGCCCACUAAUGCGGAGGAACCAGCUCACGUCGUUACUAUCAAACACAGACCAGAAACCAACCUCCAGCAGACAAACUGACUUUGUUCUAAAUAAAUAUAUAUAUGUAUAGAAGUUUCAGAGAAAAAAAAACUAUGGACCUAACUGAGAGCAUAAGAGGAGAAAUUCACCCGAAUGCGUGUGUAUCAGUGGACUGGGUGAUAAAUAACAAAUUUGAUGGACUAUUGAUACUUUGACGUGAGACCGAUCCCCCCCCUCCCCCCACACCCACCAAUCAUACAUACUAUGACCAACUUUCAUCGACAGUGGGAAACGCAGGUUUCUUUCCCUCAAAAAAUGCGAGACAUUUGAUGGAAUUUGUGAAUUAAUUUGCUGGAGUCCCACUUUCGCCCCCUAGUGUUGGGGGGAAAGCGUACGUUACCUUGGAUCUGCGUUCUUGCCUCUCAUUGGUCAAGACUGAUAACAGCCAAUGAGGGCAAGUCUAGUGAAAAACAUUCAAUGAAAAAAAUAAUUACAGAACAAGGCAAACAGCAGUUCCCUUGCAGAUGGACAAGAACUCUAGUAUUCCAAUUUUCUCAACUAUUAAAAAAGAAAACUGUACCAUGAAAAGAAAAGAAAAACCUCAAAAAAAAAGUUUGUGCAAUGUCUAAAUAUUUGAAUCUCUCAUCCCAUUACUAAGAAAAUAUGUGUUUUCCCUUCCUGUUUAGAGAAAAAAGUAUGACAAAGAUAAUUGAUUCUGGGAAAUUGGAAAUUGAUAUAUAAUUGGUAAUUGAGCAACUGUGAUUUGGGUUACAAACAUAAAACCAUGUUUUCUCCUUGUCAGUACGGAGAAAAGAUACUUUCCUCUCCAUCCCUCCUGCUGCCACCUCACUCCGUUCUUUUCCAAAAUCAAUCACCCCAUCCUUCAUCCCCCUUUACUCACAAUGGCAGAGUGUAUGUAACCAUUCAUUAACUGAAGACCGAACAGGGUCUUAUCUAUUUUCUAUUGUUUUAUAUCUAUCUCUGUAACUGCUAGAGUCAAAACGGCUGCCAAGUCUGGAGACUGGCUCCAUCCCAUCCUUCUUCCUCAUCCAGUUUGUCCGGUUUAUGUUCCUCUCCGUCCUCCUCCUCCCAGUAUCUACCUGUUCUUUCUAAAUGUUAUUGUAAAGUGUUCCAGUGAGAUGACUCUAAAUAUGUGUACAUUAACAGAGGGGAAUACACUUGGUUAUAUACUUCUUA
Oncorhynchus gorbuscha (pink salmon) is the source of this 7827-nucleotide messenger RNA. RefSeq names its product neurexin-2-like. The transcript has 23 exons. The record is from RefSeq and is a predicted model, not a curated record. The coding region runs from base 941 to 5407 and encodes 1488 amino acids. NCBI's taxonomy places the organism in Eukaryota, Metazoa, Chordata, Actinopteri, Salmoniformes, Salmonidae.